Brienomyrus brachyistius is the source of this 4399-nucleotide messenger RNA. RefSeq names its product ubiquitin-conjugating enzyme E2R 2 (gene ube2r2). Gene Ontology annotation, molecular function: ubiquitin conjugating enzyme activity. The record is from RefSeq and is a predicted model, not a curated record. Lineage: Eukaryota; Metazoa; Chordata; Actinopteri; Osteoglossiformes; Mormyridae. Gene Ontology annotation, biological process: protein polyubiquitination; ubiquitin-dependent protein catabolic process. The coding region runs from base 97 to 846 and encodes 249 amino acids. The transcript has 6 exons.
CAUGACCCUGCGACGCGGCGAGGAGCGGCUACGCAGCGGCGUGUAGGCGAGAGGCGGGCGGACAAGCGCAGUGUCAGCAGGAAGCGCAUCAUCAACAUGGCACAGCAGCAGAUGCCCAGUUCCCAGAAGGCCCUUAUGCUGGAGCUGAAAUCCCUCCAAGAGGAGCCAGUGGAAGGCUUUCGCAUCACAUUGGUGGAGGAGUCUGACUUGUACAACUGGGAAGUGGCCAUCUUUGGACCCCCUAACACACUUUAUGAAGGCGGCUACUUCAAGGCUCACAUCAAGUUCCCCAUAGACUAUCCUUACUCUCCACCUACAUUUCGGUUCCUCACCAAGAUGUGGCAUCCCAAUAUUUACGAGAAUGGCGACGUGUGCAUUUCAAUCUUACACCCACCUGUAGACGACCCUCAGAGCGGGGAACUGCCGUCUGAGAGGUGGAAUCCCACACAGAACGUCAGGACCAUCCUUCUGAGUGUGAUCUCUCUGCUGAAUGAGCCCAACACCUUCUCCCCGGCCAACGUAGAUGCCUCAGUCAUGUUUCGCAAGUGGAGGGACAGCAAAGGCAAAGACAAGGAGUACGCUGAAAUAAUAAGGAAGCAGGUGCUGGCCACCAAAGCUGAGGCCGAGAGGGACGGCGUCCAUGUUCCCACCACCCUGGCCGAGUACUGCGUCCAGACCAAAGUGCCUUCCCAUGACAGCAGUUCCGAUCUGCUGUACGACGACCUGUAUGAUGAUGACGUGGAGGAGGAAGAGGAGGAUGAGGAUGCAGAGGCAGGCGGCGUGGGUGGGGAUGCAGGGCCUGACUACUAUGAUGACGAAGAAGACUCUGGCAAUGAGGAGUCGUGACCCACCUCCUCAGCCACCAGCCUCUGCACAUCAGCGCUGUUGUUUUUCUGUUAAAUGGUCACACUCGCUCACAGCAGACACAUGGACUCUCUCGACAAUGUCAGAUCCUCCUCCUUUUAAGUUGCUCUUAGUGUUUCCUCACUUGCAGAUUCACCAGCAUAGCCCAGAUCCAUGCCCCUCCGCUCUCCCCACCUCCAUCUCUAGCCAUACGGUCCCACUGCCCACCUACAUGCCUCAGGGUCUCUGCACUAGUGAGAGCGUCACUCUCAGCUGUGUUCCUGCUCUGUCUCUUCCUUGUCUCGGGUGCGUUGCUUUUGCCGAGGGAUGAGAAUGUACGCCAGACCGUGGGAGCUUUGUGUUUUGAUGUCUGACAGUUAAUACUUUCAGUUCAGGACCAAUAACAGAUUAGCCUGAACUCUGCACCAUCCAGCAGCUUCCUACAUUCUCAUCUGUUUCUUCCUGAGCUGGCAGAAUGUUUAGUUACCCCCACAAUCAGUUUAUGGUAGUUUUUCUCCAAGGGACAGAGAACAGUACUCUAUUUUUUAAUAAACACAGGACAGAGAUAUAAAAUUAUUAUUGAAAGACAUGGAAGUGUUUGUGAAUGAAGUGUAACUGUCUUAGUGCAUUAGAAUCCGGGCUGCUGUUCAUUUAACCAAAAGCUCCAUUCUAAAGUGUAAUUUGUGUGUAGUGGAUAGGUCUAUAAGGGUUAGGUGUUCAGGCUGCUCAGUCACCAGGCAGAAAGAGACCCCCUCCCCCCAUACCACGACCCCAGCACCACCCCCCCCCCCCAAAGCAGUAUUUUUUUUUUGCAGGCACAAAUCAGGAGAACCAACCUUUCAAAUCCCAGAGACCACGCUACUUCUGAACCCGGGUGUAUGCUUGAUCCACACUAUAUUGUGCCUGUGUGUGAGAGAGACUGAAGAGCCAGCCAGAUGCUGGAUGAUUUUCACCCCCAUUCCCACAGCCUUCACGCAAACACACAGCAUGUACACGCACACAUGGAAAAAGUUACCUGCAGAAGCCAACGUGUGCCCUUCGUUCUCGGGGGGGGGGGGGUUCUCUGCUCCCUGCACCACCUAUGUGAAAAAUGCCAAGGAAGAAUCACUGCAUGUUUGAAACUUGUAUUUCUUUUGUGUUUCUGCUCCAAUCAUAACUUGUAAAUUGCAUAGAAAUUUUUGGAGUCACUUUUACUGUAGACCUCAACCAGGCUGAGCCUCAGCCCCUGUGAUCGGUCCACGAACUGUGGGAUUUCAUGGUUUAAAAAGGAGACUGAACAGAAUCAAAUCAAGAGAAAUUUCUUCUGUGUUUGCAUUGAUGUUAUGAUGUAGCCCAAGGACAAGACAUAAACCCACAGGACAGACAGUGCUUGUGGGAGCCUAUGCAUUUGAACACGAGUGUGAGACCUUUGCCCAUUCUGUCUGCGAGUGUGACAAGGUGCACUUUCAGGAUGCAGUCAGCUGCCCCCGAGGUGGACAUGCACCUGGCGUUUGUCCAGCCUGCCUGCUCAGCACUUGGAGAGAGGUGUGGGGGCUGGACUCCUCUGGGCAGUCAUCCACCUUACUGAGAUAAAACACACUGUCAAAACAAUUAUAGCAGGAAGCAGAGACUGUUUUUAUUGAAAACCUCUGCUGCUGUCCACUGGCAUCCAUUUAAAAGCGUGUUUUCUUUCUGCAAAAUCAGAGCACGUUAACGGAUGAAGGACACUCUGCGAAAGCAGCACCGGGAAGAUAUCUGGUGAAAAGUUCUGAUGGGUUUUUUUUUUUUUUUUUAUUAUUAUUUCUACUUUUUCCUGUUUAAUUUGAUUUGUGUUCUUGUAGUGUUGUGAAAUUAAGAAAUUAGUGUGACUGAUUCACUUAAAAAUACAAUCAUUUAGAUUUUUCAAAGUGUUUCUUUUUUCCGUUUCUAGAAAUACAUAGUGAAUAUAAGUUGGAGGCCAACCAAAAAUGAAUCCAAACGAUUAGAAUUUUGUGAUUUGAUCACUGAAUGAACUUGUAUAAUGUUUUCUGGUGAUUGGCAAAGUAUUCUGGAAACCUUGACAUUAAAAGUAAAAGAUUUACACGCUAACAGCAGUUCAUAAAUUAUUACCAGUUUUCAUUUGAUUGAGCUGAAAAUAAUUUUAUUGAGUCUGUAUUUCGGUUCAGUCUCAUGUAGUUUCGGUCAACCAGAAUGAAUGGCAUGUUUAAACUUUUUAACAAUGUAAGCCAUCGAUCCCUGUUUUGUCUUUGAUUCACAGACCAAAAUUGACAGUACUCCAAUUUCAAGUGGUUUCAUUCAAUGUUUAAAUGAACUUUUUUUUUAUGGAAGGAUUUUGUAAAUGUGAAUGCUGUUGUUCAUCAUACCAAAUGACUUGCUGAGCCAUGAUAUGGGAACCAGUCUGCCCCCACACAGAUGUACUUGGUUAUUAUACGUUUUAAAAAGUUCAGAUCUUGCAGGCGUAAGGACAGUUUAAUAAUGUUGUGAUUUUUUUUUUUUAAUGGCCUAGUGAUUUAGUGAAAUUAGUGGUGACAUUCAUUUCAUGCAAAGCAGUAUUUAAAAAGCAGUACUUAAUUUAAAGAAGUUCUGUAUUCCACCAUGUUGAAUAUCUUUUAUGCCAGUAUUAUACUGUAGAUUAAUAACGCAAAAGAAUAUAAAUCUGCAACAAGCUGUACUGAAAGACAGAAUUAUGCUCCAGCGUGAUUGUGUUCACACGAAUGGAAUGAACAAUCUGCUCAAUGAAACAUGCAGAUUAUGGCUAAUUUGCUGCUCAGCACACACAGGAGGCUUAAACAUGAUAGCUGCCUUAUCAGAAUACAGCAUCAGUUUUGUUUUGGACUAUUUAGAGCCCUUAUAACAACAAUGAGCUUAUGAAUCGACUGAUUGGCCUGGUAUAUAUUAUUAAGGUACAUACAUUUUGUAUGUACUAUAAAGGCCCUCCCGUGUGCCCUUAUUGCAACAGUAUUUUUGGCAUUUGGCAAGAUAUGUUACACAAUGUUUCCAGCUUUUGUAAAUGAAGACUAUUUUACAGCUGGUUUAAUGAAUAUAUUUAUUCAAACAAAUUAGUGUAUUUCCUUAAUAAAACAUAAAUAGCAUAUUGCUUAAGUUUCAAGGUUAAUUGAUGCAGGCAGUAGUGAGCGUGUCUCCCAGUCACAUUUCACUCAGUUGUGAGACGCCUCACUCCAGUGCUGUCAAUUUCUGUAUGAUCUGGGGGAUAACUGGUCUGGCUACGGUUUUUCUUUGAAUUAUUUUCCUUUAAUCUUUAUAAUGGUAUGCAAGUGUGUGUAUAUCCUUAGUUUUAACAGGAGGUUCUAAAAUAAGAUGAAACACCGAAAGGAACAGACAGAAUUUUGUGCGCUUGACUAAUACACACCUUUAAGGGGGAAAAAAAAAAUGUUUCACACCACCUACUUUUUUUCCAUUGGUUUUAAUUGAAGUCAUUUUGGUUGUCACAUUGUCUCUCUCUCGGUUGAUAGUUUCAUCUAAAAUUCCUGUAAGAUUCAAGUAGCACUCCUCCAUGUAGGUUUUUUUUCUGUCUUACUCAUGAAUAACAAUGUGAAAUAAAGUAUGCUGUACUAUU